Molecule: messenger RNA, 1787 nt
Organism: Onychostruthus taczanowskii (white-rumped snowfinch)
Lineage: Eukaryota; Metazoa; Chordata; Aves; Passeriformes; Passeridae
Gene: FAM167A
Product: family with sequence similarity 167 member A
Exons: 3
Coding region: 277-918 (213 amino acids)
Source: RefSeq, a predicted model, not a curated record
AGACUCCGGGAGGCACUGGUGACACCGCUCUGCAAACACCAAGUUGGGGACCCGAGGUGCAAGGAGGGAGCCAAGAUGUCCGUGCCAUCCCCUCUCUGAUUCCAGCCCCGGUGUUCAUUCAAGGCUGGUUUGGUGCUUGAGGAGGGGCCCACACCUCAGCUGUCCUCCAGGGAGCUGUGCUGAGCCCCUCGUGACACCUGGUCAAACCUUGAGUAUUCUCAGCUCCAUCCCUAGUCCUUUCCAGCCCACCUCUAUGCCUUUGGACUGCCAGACAGGAUGUCUGUGCCCCAAAUCCAAAUAGAAGAGGCUCUGGACAGCAUGGAUGCUGGCUCUGGGGGGGUUCCUCCUCCAGAUGAUCACCUGAGGACCCUCAAGGCAUUGACAGAGAAGCUGAGACUGGAAACCAGGCGCCCUUCCUACUUGGAAUGGAAGGCAAAGCUGGAGGAGCAGGCUUGGAAGAGCCCCCAGUCAGAGGGAGACAGGGAGGACGAGGCCACCAAGGCCAAAAAGACCCCAGGGGAGACUGUCCCCAUGAGGAAAGUGCAGCUGCACCUCAACGGGAGCCCUGCCCAAGACAAGGGGACUGUCACCUCAGGGAGGAUAGGUGGCUUUGAGAGCAUCGACGAAGCUCUGACGUGGCUCAGGAAGGAGCUGGCAGAAAUGCGCCUGCAGGACCAGCAGCUGGCCAGGCAGCUGAUGCGGCUGCGCAGCGACAUCAACAAGCUGAAGAUCGAGCAGACGUGCCACCUGCACCAGCGCAUGCUCAACGAUGCCACCUACGAGCUGGAGGAGAGGGACGAGCUCGCUGACCUCUUCUGUGACUUCCCCCUCGUGAGCUCCUUCAGCCUCUCCACGCCCCUCAAGCUCAUCGGGGUCACCAAGAUGAACAUCAACUCCCGCCGGUUCUCGCUGUGCUGAGCGGGGUGGGGAGAAGGAGAGGGAAGGAUGGGGGAGAAGGAGGGAGAGGGAGCUCUCUGCCUCGUGGCUGGGUGAGGAGAGGCCAAGGAGGAGCAAAGGGAACCUGCAGCUGGUCUUGGUGGCAGAGUGGAGAUUGGCACUGGAACGGCCUGGGGAUGCUCAUGGGGAAGGCAGGACCUGCGUGGAAGAAGCCUGAAGAGCAUCCAGACCCAACACAAGCACUCAGCUCCUUUGCCAAGUCCCUUCUCCUCCUCUUCCUCCCACAGGACGCAGCUCGGUGUGGGUGGUUGUGCUCAAAAAUCAAAGGAGGGGUCAAAAAUCAGCCACAAAGCAAAAUCCCUCUUUCCUUCCCCUUCCCCUCCUCCCAGGCUGGAGCAACAUUGCUCUCCUCCAUGGAUGUCCCCUUUGGCACCAGCCCCCAGCCUCUGCUGCUCCAAGUGUGGGAUCCAUGGGGCUGUUUCAGUGGGAAGUUGAUUUCCAGUGGGAAGGAGCCAAGCAAAGGACUGUGGGUUAAAUGGUACCAGCCCCAAGAAGUGGUGAGAAGAUGUGUUUUUUGGAUUGCUCCAUAGAGUCCAGGGCACUACAGCUUCAUUUUGCCUGUGGUAUAGAUUAUGGACUCAGCGUGGGCACAUUCAGAGAUUCCAGCUGACCAGAAGUCUCCUGUGUGCCCUGGAAGUCAUACCCAGAGCAAUACACAGUUCUGAUCCUGUUGGAUCCUGUUGUCAGCCACAAGACACCCUGUGGUUCACCCUGAAAACAAGGAAAUGCUGUACCCAAGACGUUUCCUGUCAGAGAAAUCCCCAGGCUGACAACCCCCAACAGCAGCACCAGCAAACCCUGGAUCCUCUGUAGCCACACACAUCCAUCAG